GGAAGAGUUUAUCUCUAUUAUAAGUUUUUUAGACUUAGAACAGGAACACGCAUUCGGGGUGAGAUCUGAGAGCUGCUCAUCCGGUCCAAGGCUGACGGCAGUCUUAUAUAAGAAGAGGAAAAUGCACAAAUGACCGGAUCUUGCCCCAAGCACAGUCACGUAAUGAUCACAGAAAUUGUCAUUGUGCGCCACCCUGUCUCUGUGUGCGUACCUGUGAACCACAAAGUGAGUCUGCGAGUCCGUGCUGAGGGCAAAGGUAUCCUCAGCUACCAGUGGUUCUCUGAAGAUGAGAAGGAGGUGCCUGGUGGUACUCAAGCAGACCUGACUGUCAGAGCUACUAAAACCCAGCGAUAUGUCUGCAGAGUUAAUGACCAAUUUUAUAACUAUGUCUUCAGUGAAUGGGUGAAGGUGAAAGUGUUAGACAUUGAUAAAUCAGGCUUACCGGUUGACUGGCAGGGCGAGCUGUACAUCGCUAUAAAUCCCAAACCACAGGCAGUACGACAGGGUGCCAAACUCAGCCUUCGCUGUGCUGCCUUCGGCAUCCCCACUCCACACUACCAGUGGUACAGAAAUGGACAGCCACUGCUGGACAAGACCAGUGACAUACUGCAGAUUGAUAGUGUUACAGGAGAACACGAGGGAUCCUAUCUGUGCUCGAUAUCUAACGUCUUGGAAGAGAGAUGGACAGAGCCGAUUGACGUCAACAUUGUGCAACCUGAUCAGCCACCUCCUGCAGCUCUAACAGCUACUGAUAAAGUUGCCCUUCUCAUUGGCAACUUGAAUUACUGCUACCACCUUGGUUUGAUGGCGCCCGUCAUGGACGUCCAUGAGCUGGCCAACUUGUUGCAGCAGCUCGGCUUCAGGGUUGUUUCCCUGCUGGAUCUCACCAGGGAGGAAAUGAUGGCUGCUAUCGACAAGUUCAUUCAGCUACUUGACAGAGGAGUUUAUGGGCUUUUCUACUAUGCGGGUCACGGGUAUGAACAUGCCGGAAGGAAUUACUUGGUUGCGGUCGACGCUCCACAGCCAUACCAAACGAAAAACUGUGUUUGUGUGCAGAGGGUCAUGCAUCAAAUGCAGGAAAGGCAGACUGCAAUGAGUGUAAUCCUGCUGGAUACCUGUAGAAAAUGGUACAACCAGGGUUGCAUACCAUCCGUCAUUAAGCCACUGGGACCAAAUGGGAACACAGUGUAUGGUUAUGCCACAUGCGAGGAUGCUGAGGCGUACGAGGUCCAGGAUGGAGGCAAGAGUACUGGCAUCUUCACAAAGUACCUGAACAAGCACAUCCUUCAAGCAGACAAAGUCACGCAUGUCUUAGAGCGAGUGUCUGAGGAUGUUGGUAAAGACCCUCUAGUCACUGGUAAGCAGGCAGUGGAGAUAAAACACACCAUGAAAGAGCCGCGAUCCCUCACAGAUACAGUUCGCACUACAGGUCACACAAGGGAACUACACCUACGAGAUGUCUGCUGGAAACAGGCAAAUGAGCUGCCACGAAAAAAGCAGCUGACAUUUCUUUGUGGUGUGGAAGUGGAAGUCAGCUUCUCAGCUCUGUUCUCCAAUGUACUAAUGGCUUUUGCGACUAUAAAGACUACACCUGACCAUACCCAGGACUGUACUGUCAUGUUGAGUAGCAAUCCUCCAAUGGAAGACAUAUUUUCCAGGCCUGGUCGCUCAGAGGAAAUGGACUCACUACUAUUUAAUGAAACACGCAACCCUGAUUGUACUCUUAGACUUUGCUCUCUCCAAAAGCUGAAGGAAUCGGUAGUAAUCAAGGUGGAUCUACACUAUACUCAUAAGGACAAUAAUUUGCGGCACACUGAAAGCCAGCAGGUGGACAUAGGAAAGCCUCUGGUGGCGUCCUUUAGGCUGUACAAGGAGAACCGAGCAGCAAAAGAGAAAAAAACUGAGGGUGCUACAGCUCAAAGCGUGAGCAACAUUUCACACAGGAAAUCACAACAGCAUCAGACUCUGGCCGCUCUGCAUCGACAUUUCACCAGGAAGGCAGAGUGUGCUGCUAAAACUGCAACUACUCGGAGCAAUGAACCUGAAGAGAACGAUGAGAAUGAACUGCAAGAUUUCCGAACUUCCGAGUAAAGUGAAAGGGAUUAUUAUUAUUGUUUUAAUAUGGAAUUGUUUUAAUGGAAUAAUGUGAUAAUGCAUCUUGUUUGUAAGUACAUAAGAUUUCUGUGGUAAAAGGGUGGAUUGAGGAGAUUUAUACUCUGCUUAUGUUAUUUUUCAUUGUAGAAAGUAAAUGAAAAAAUACAUAGACAUUGCAAAGAAAUGUAAAAGAUAACAUUGUAAUACUUUUUGAUCUUUUCUUGUGAAUAACACUUUUUACUUCAAUGGCAAGCUGGCUGGCCUUUUGAGGACAUUACUUUAAUAAUUUAUCUCAUAAACAGUACUACUUUGAUCUCUGUAUUGUCAAGCUUUAGAAGAUAUUGUGAAAUGUGGUUUUGUUUUAACAUAAAAAUAAAUGCCGUAAUUUCUGUUUACAA
Molecule: messenger RNA, 2492 nt
Organism: Girardinichthys multiradiatus
Lineage: Eukaryota; Metazoa; Chordata; Actinopteri; Cyprinodontiformes; Goodeidae
Gene: malt3
Product: MALT paracaspase 3
Exons: 15
Coding region: 130-2091 (653 amino acids)
Biological process (GO): proteolysis
Molecular function (GO): cysteine-type endopeptidase activity
Source: RefSeq, a predicted model, not a curated record